Molecule: messenger RNA, 2229 nt
Organism: Melanotaenia boesemani (Boeseman's rainbowfish)
Lineage: Eukaryota; Metazoa; Chordata; Actinopteri; Atheriniformes; Melanotaeniidae
Gene: nsmfb
Product: NMDA receptor synaptonuclear signaling and neuronal migration factor b
Exons: 16
Coding region: 197-2065 (622 amino acids)
Biological process (GO): regulation of neuronal synaptic plasticity; positive regulation of neuron migration
Cellular component (GO): cytoplasm; nucleus
Source: RefSeq, a predicted model, not a curated record
GAUGCGCUGCACUCCAAUCCGCACGUGAUUAAGAUAAAAAGACAAGAAAAAAUAUGUGACAUUUUGAAGUGGCUCGCUGGACGCGGAUGCUUUUCACUCUUCCGUGUGCUGGUACUUUUCUUUUUUGUUUAUUUCCUACGCUGAUCAGUCUGUGGAAUGGUCUGCGCUUUCUUCUCGGUGUCGUUUCCACUUCAGCAUGGGAACUGCGGUGUCCAAAAAGAAGAAUCUGAGGAGUGAUGCGAUUUCUUCUGUGGCCGCAAAAGUUAGAGCAGCCAGAGCGUUUGGAGAGUAUCUGUCCAAUACAAAUCCUGAGAACCGCAACGGAGCAGAUCAUCUUCUGUCUGACACGUUUCCUGGCCAGGACUGCGACUCGCCAGAUGUCAGCCGUUUGCAUAACAACAAUCUGCCACCACAGUCCCAGAGUUUAACCAUAGCUAAACCCAGCCAGUCUCAUCAGUUUAAUCCCAGCACUCAUCCACAGUCUCUGCCUCAGGUCAACACCCUCCAGGGUCAAGUGCCGCUGGGCCCUUCCAAACGCAGACUAUCUGUUGAACGAAGCCUCUCUACAGAGGAGCCACCAGGUGCCAGAGGCCUAGAGGGGAGUGUAUCUUUAAAGCCAGCUAGAGUGUACACAAUUUCCAGGGAAGGAGGGAUGACCCUCGGGGGCCCUGGAAGUGAGGAGAGCUUGGAGCUGGAGGUGAUGAAGGGACUGAGGGAGCAGUCUGUGUCCCAAGCCCCCGGCACCACCAACUACAACCUGUCCUGCACCAGCCAACCAUCUGCCGCAUCGGCCCGUGGUAGCCAUCACCGUAGUAGCCAUCACCGCAGCAACCAUCACCAUGCUCACCAGCAUCACAGCGGCCCGUCAUCAUCUUCACAGCCGCUUCAGAGCUCAAGGAGUGCCAGCAACAUUGGGGACUGGGGUCUGAGGAGAGGAGGGUCAAGAGAAGACUACACCCCAGACUGUGUGGCCUGUAUUCGGGCUCCAUGUCAAAGCCAGCGAUCCCUCGACCUGGAUACCUCACCACGGGAUGGAGGGAAGCACCGCAAGAAACUGGAGAGGAUGUACAGUGAGGACAGAACAUCCACUGAUGACAGGGAGGACAAUCCUAAUAGCUGGUUCCCCAAAGAGAACAUGUUCAGCUUUCAGACAGCCACCACCACCAUGCAGGCAAUAUCGGCUUUCCGAGGCAUUGCUGAAAGAAAGAGGCGGAAAAGAGAGCAGGAGGCAGCCACCAUGAUGGAGAGAAAUUUCCGCAAACACCUUCGGAUGGUGGGCAGCCGCAGGAUGAAGGUCCAGACCUUUGCCGACCGCCGAGCCAAGAGCUUCAGCCGCUCAUGGAGUGACCCCACCCCUGUCAAGCCUGAGUCACUUCAUGACUCCAGAGACAGUGGCGAACUUCAGGCCUCCUCAGGGACACUAGAUGAAGGGCUGGAUGAGGAUGCCGACUGGGAGGAGGAGAGAGAGAUGGAGAGUGUAGCUUGCAAAGGGGAGGACUUCAUCCCACCGAAAAUCAUGCUGAUAUCCUCCAAGGUACCAAAGGCUGAAUAUGUUCCUAACAUCAUUCGCAGGGAUGACCCCUCCAUCAUUCCUAUUCUUUAUGACCAUGAACAUGCAACAUUUGAUGACAUCCUUGAGGAGAUCGAGAAAAAGCUGACUGCAUACAGGAAAGGCUGUAAAAUCUGGAACAUGCUUAUUUUCUGCCAGGGUGGUCCGGGACAUCUGUAUCUGCUGAAGAAUAAAGUGGCCACGUUUGCCAAGGUGGAGAAGGAGGAAGACAUGGUCCAGUUCUGGCGGCGACUUAGCAGGCUGAUGAGUAAGCUGAACCCAGAGCCUAACCUCAUCCACAUCAUGGGCUGCUACGUGCUGGGGAGUGCUAACGGAGAAAAGCUCAUCCAGACUCUGAAGAGGCUGAUGAGACCCUCUUCCGUUGAAUUCAAGUCGCCACUAGAGCUGUCGGCACAGGGCAAAGAGAUGAUCGAAAUGUACUUUGACUUCCGUCUGUUCCGCCUUUGGAAAAGCCGCCAGCACUCCAAGCUGCUGGACUACGAUGACCUGUUGUGACCUCGCUCAGUAUUCUGUUGGCUUGUCAGCUGGUUAUUGCGAAUCUAAGCCCACUGGUGUGCCGUGGUGGGGUGUUUGGUUCGAAGGCCCCCCCCCUCUUUGUGAGCAACCGCUGGCUCUGUGGCAAAGAUGGAGCGGCAGCAGAGUCGGGGUCUGGUGUUUUU